AUAUAUAUAUAUAGUCUUUAUAUACACAGAAGAAUAUAAAUGGAUCUUAUUUCUCUCUAUAUAUAUAGCCCCAAAAAAUAAACCUUUAUAAAUUAAGAGCACAUAAAUUAUACUCUCUCAAAAAAAAAAUCAUCAUAAAAAACCCUAGUUCUUUGAUCAAUUUCAAUUCAUAUUAAUUAAUAUAUAUAAUUAACUAUGACAGGUUCUGGUUCUCCUUGUGGAGCUUGCAAAUUCUUGAGAAGAAAAUGUAUAAGAGGUUGCAUUUUCGCACCUUAUUUUUGCCAUGAACAAGGCGCUUCUCACUUCGCCGCCAUUCACAAGGUCUUCGGGGCAAGCAAUGUGUCUAAGCUUCUAACUCACCUUCCCGUCAGUGAUCGUCCUGGGGCCGCCGUAACCAUCUCCUACGAAGCUCAAGCCAGACUCAAAGAUCCCAUCUAUGGUUGCGUUUCACAUAUUUUCGCUCUCCAACAACAGGUUAUUAAUCUACAAGCACAACUAGCAUCAAUCAAGGAACAAGCAGCUCAAAAUUUUGGGAACAACAUUAUUAAUACUACCAAUGGAUUAUUAAACCCUAAUGAAAAGUACAUUAAAGAUGUGCAAAAUUGGUUUCAAUUAGAAACUAAUAACAUGAUGAUGAAGAUGCCUAAUGCCAACAACAAUAUUAUGGUGACAAGUGAUAAUAAUCAUAAUCAUGAUCAUCAUGAUCACAUGAUGAUGAUGAUGAUGAUGAACCCUAAUUACAAUAUUGAUCAUCAUGAGAACAAGGUGCAGCCAUUGAUUAAUAAUUCUAACUCAGGUGGGAGUAGUAGUACUAGUAAUUGUGACAAUAAUUCUAUGUUUGGAUCAGAAGAAAAUAAUAACAAUAAUAAUGAACAAUUUUAUGGUAAUAGUAAUAAUAAUUUGGGAAGAUUUGAUGAAGCUUAUCACUUCAUGUCUUCACUCGAUACCCUUCAAGCGGUUCAUGACUACUCAGAUCACGAUCUUCAUCUUCAUCAUCAUCAUCAUCGUCGUCAUCACUAUGAGUCGGUGCCCUAUAAUAGUUAUAAUCGCCAUUGA
Cannabis sativa is the source of this 1056-nucleotide messenger RNA. Its product is annotated as LOB domain-containing protein 29-like. The coding region runs from base 196 to 1056 and encodes 286 amino acids. Gene Ontology annotation, biological process: positive regulation of DNA-templated transcription; hormone-mediated signaling pathway. The transcript has 2 exons. The record is from RefSeq and is a predicted model, not a curated record. Lineage: Eukaryota; Viridiplantae; Streptophyta; Magnoliopsida; Rosales; Cannabaceae. Gene Ontology annotation, cellular component: nucleus.